Cadophora gregata is the source of this 2344-nucleotide messenger RNA. RefSeq lists its product as uncharacterized. The transcript has 6 exons. NCBI's taxonomy places the organism in Eukaryota, Fungi, Ascomycota, Leotiomycetes, Helotiales, Ploettnerulaceae. The coding region runs from base 327 to 2276 and encodes 649 amino acids. The record is from RefSeq and is a predicted model, not a curated record.
GAAAUGACAAUAUGGAGUAAGCCAGCACUGGGAAUGCCGGUCUUGGAUUCUAACAGUAUGCGGACAAUAAUCCAUGCAAGCACACCUGCAGCCGUGGGUUUCAAACAUCCUAUCUCAACCCAUCUUUCAUUAUCUUUCCUGUGCAGAAUCAUUGCUUAUCGCAGCUCCUCUACUGGCACACCAUUUACCAACAAUGGGGGUUUCCUCCUUAUCGAGCAACCAUCAUGCAGGGAACGCAGGGAACCAAGCUUUCUUGACCAGGAUACCAUAGCUUCGACAAGCUCGUUCCUGAACUUCUCAGAAGAUAAAGUUGUAGCAGUUCAACCAUGGCGUCCAAAUUUCUCCGGGCUGCCCUCACAGCUCUUGUCUUGGUGACAUAUGCAACAGCUCUUGUCUCUCCAGCUGGUCACACCGUCGUAGUUAAUGGCAUCACUUAUUACGCUGCUCCUGAGCCGGUAUCCAUUAUUUCGGCUACGGCAGACCAGUUAAAGAGCGCGACUACCACCGGUGUGGAUUUGAUCCCAUUGACGGUACUGGAGGAUAAGAGUAGCUCGUUUACUACUGCGAUGUUCAGGUCGCUGGCGGGUAAUUAUACGGCUUCCGAUGAUGUGUUUAAUAUUGGGUUUUUGCAAGCUGUAUACCUCAAACACAGUGGUACUGCACCAGCGACUGUCAAAUACCCUCUCGGAUCUGCUCUCACACAAUACGGAACUAAACUUUUCAUGUCUGCUCGUGCAUACCAGAGUUCUGUCGAAUCUCAAGGAUACAGCAUCACAGGAUGGAGAACCGAACUCCCUCCGGGACCUUACUUCAUGUCAGCUUCGACUGGCGAGGUUUACCAGGCUUACCGAUUGUAUAGCGAUGUACAGGGUGCUUUCACAGAGGGACUAAAGCCGAACAUUGAUCGGAGUUUCUCAGUUCUGUCAGCUUCUAUCAGUGGUGUUCAGAGUGUAACGAUUGGAGUUCCGUCGAAGCUGUACUUUAACAAGACGGCUGCUAAGCCACUUGCUGGUGUAAGAGUUGGUAUCAAGGAUAUUUACGAUAUCACUGGUGUCAAAACGAGCUCUGGAAACAGGGCAUACUUCGACUUGUACCCUGAACGUUCCAAGACCGCAACAGCAGUUCAGAACCUCAUUGACGCAGGAGCCGUCAUUGUAGGCAAGAUGAAGACUUCUCAAUUCGCAAAUGGCGAAUCUGCAACUUCAGACUGGGUCGAUUACCAUUGCCCAUUCAAUCCUCGCGGCGAUGGCUACCAAGACCCAUCAUCCUCUUCCUCAGGUCCAGGAGCUGGUAUUGCCGCUUACGAAUGGCUCGACCUCACACUCGGCUCCGACACAGGCGGCUCUAUCCGCAGCCCAUCAGGAGUAAAUGGGUGCUAUGGGAACCGUCCGUCGACCGGCCUUGUCUUCCUCGACAACACUAUGCCUCUCUCUCCCGAUAUGGACACAGCCGGCUUUCUAGUCCGUGAUCCCCUCCUCUGGCAUACGGCCGCCAAAGCCCUCUACAAAUCCAACAUCAACAGCAACUUCACCUCCUUUCCCAAGAAGAUAAUCACUACCGGCUUCCCUACUUCUGCAACAUCAGAAGCUGGAACCAUCCUCCUUGACUUCUUGACUAAACUCACAACUUUCCUAAAUGCCACAUCCACCGCUCUAGACAUCAAUGCCGCCUGGGCAUCUACCCGUCCCGUCGAAGCAGGCGGGAAUUCUCUCACCCAGUUCAUGGGCACUGUCUACCCGAUCCUGAUCUCACAGCAACAAUAUCGACUCCUGACACUACCGUUCUACUCCGACUACGCAGCUGCUCACGACGGGCGGAGACCAUUCAUCAAUCCUGUUCCGUUGACGAGAUGGGCGUAUGGGCAGGGAUUUCCUGCGGAGGCAGAGCAACAGGCAUUGGUUAAUAAGACGGUGUUUACGGAGUGGUGGAAAAGUAAUGUGGUGUUGGAGAGUGAGGAGAGUUGUAGUGAGAGUUUGUUGUUGUAUCCUGGGGCUUCGGGGAAUCCGAAUUAUCGGAAUACAUAUAGGAGUGCUCCUGGUGCCCCGACUGGUUUCAGUAUCGGUCGUGUCUCGAACUUUGCAGGUGUUCCGGAUAUCGUGUAUCCUCUCGGCCAAGUAUCCUACCAAUCAAGUAUAACUCUCAAGACGGAGUUCCUACCUGUAACAGUCGACAUUGUCGCUGCCAAAGGAUGUGAUGGGAUGUUGUUCGAGUUGGCUGCUGCAUUGUAUAAAGCGGGGAUAUUGAAGGUGCCGAAGACUGGCAGUCAGGCGUUUUAAUAACAAUUUAUGAGUAACGAAGAGUUGGGUUUGAGUAUUUAAUGUCUCAAUGAAAUGUUCAGAAAAUG